Messenger RNA from Gryllus bimaculatus (two-spotted cricket), 2936 nucleotides. The record is from the annotation of a GenBank genome assembly. Lineage: Eukaryota; Metazoa; Arthropoda; Insecta; Orthoptera; Gryllidae.
GGGGAAAAUCGAGAACCAAAUCCGGCUAUGAUGAUAAAGAGGACCGGUGAUAAAUCGUUCGUUAAUACACUUCGUAACAGUAUGCACUCAUUCUCCUUUGGAGCGUUGUAGUUCAGUAUUUGAUUCGGUUCGCAUACAGGCGCUACGUUCUUUAUUCCAAGGCAUUGCGUUGAGAAGUGUAGAUCUCUUCAAUCCCUACCGUUCUUGAAAAGAUUUAGGGAAUAGUUUCGCGUUGUUGAAUUAUUUUUGACAAAUUUUGGUUUGUGAGGAUGACUAUUUCUUGGGAAAACGUCAUUUUGUCAUGGGUAAAUGUUUGUGCUGUUUGUUCUGAUCAUAUCAAUACAUCCGAAGAUUUGUCUGAUGGGAAAUUACUCGAGUGUUUCGUGCCAUCAUGUACGAAAUAUGCUGGAGAUAAUUAUCAUCAGAAGACAAUUAAAUUUAUUCAAAGAGAGUAUCCUCUCUUCUGGUCACAGAUACCUUCAGAAUUACAAAAGGAAGAUACCUUGAUAAUAUAUUCCCUCUUAAUUCAUUAUUACAGUUUCAUAGACGAUCCAGUAAUGCGAAAUAAAAUGUGUUCCCUUAGCAACGGUUCUCAAAUACAAAUCAAACGAUUUCUGGAAUUCCUUUUGAACAAGGAUAUUACAAAAGAUGCUGUUACAAUGGCGAUAAAAUCGUGUUGUGGUAUGUACUUUUUUACUCAAAUUUUUAGUUAAGUUUAGGAAUGACGGAAAUAGAAUGACAUCCAUUUCUAAAUAUAAAAAAAGUCAAAUCUCUAAAACCUCAGCUUUCAACUCGCAAAACGGAAAGCAAAAUCUUUCAAGAAACUAGUAUGCAGAUGCUACCAAAAAUGUCUACGGAAGUUAAAGAACAUAACAUAAUGGAACAAGAAUCACGCACAUCAGCAGCGUUUACAAUUGCAGAUAACAAUAUUGAUAAAGAUUGCAGUCUUGAGUGGGAUUACACUGACGUAUUUGAAGAUUUCUGCCCACCUCUAAUUUGCGGCUCCACAACAGUAAAUACAUUGCCUGAAGAAACUGAAAAUAAGAACGAUGCUUUAUUCAAAGAAUUCAAUUUACUAUGUUUAGAACGUGACUCUUUGCUAAAAGAAAUUGAAGAAAAAGAUUUGAUACUUAAUGACAUAAAGACAAAAAUGACUCAAUCGUCAAAGGAAAUUAUUUUAAAAACUGAAGAGAUUCUUUUGAGGGAAAAAGAAGUAGAACAACUUACUAAUGUUGUUCAAAGGAUGGAUGGAGAAAAUUUGGAAAUGUCAAAGAAAGUAAAUUUAUUGCAGGAUGAAUUGAAUUUAGUUUCUGAAUGCUCAAGUAAUGAAAUGCUUCAAAAGACACUUGCAGAAAAUGAAGAACUUAAAGAUAUUAUAGCUGGCAAAGAUGAAUUAUUGUGUGAGAAAGAUAACGAAAUUAAAAAACAAGUUGAGUAUGUUAAUUCUUUUUCAAGGGAUUUGCAAAAAAGGGAUAAAAAUAUUAUUGAUCUUUUUGAAAAAGCUGAAGCACUUAAAACAGAAUUUAAAGAGCUCAAAGUAACUACUAUUCGGAGUCUCGCUGACAUUAUAUCCCCUUUAGAAGCCAUGGCAUAUGAAAAUGAUAUCUUGAGGAGAAAUAAUUUCUUGCUGGAACAAAAGUUAAUAAAAACUGAAGAGCUAGUAACAGAAUUGAAUAGUAAAAUACUCUCUCUGGAAGAAGAUUUGAUUGAGAAGAAGAAAGUAAUUGAUAAUCUCAUGAAUAUGCAUUUAGAUGAAAAUGUCUCUCUCCAAACUAAAAUUUCUGAUGAGCAAGUCAAAGUUGCCGAGGUGUUACAAAAAUAUACCAAUUUGAAACUCAGAUAUAUAGAAAAGGCUACAGAAUGUACAAACAUGAAAGUUCUUUAUGAGGAAAAAUGGUCAAAUUUGAAAGAACAGUUCCACGCAGCAUUGAAAGAAGAAAAAGAAAAGAUCAUAACUCAACACAAAACUACCGUUCUGGAUUUAGAAAAUUCCUUAGAAUUCUAUAAGAAAAAAUUUACAAUGUGUCAUGAGGACACUAUUAAUUUGAGGAAACAAGUAUGGGACCUCCAUGAAAAAUUGUUGAAACAAAAUGAAAUAAAGGCAAAACUGGAGAGACAAUUGUCAUUGCUAAAUCGGAAUAAGGCAAAAUGUGAAGUAAUUGGAGAGAGAAUUUCAUUUUCAAGCGGAGAUGAAGAAAAUUUCACUUGACUACCAUCUGUCUCAACAUCGGCUGAGUUGCAAACAUGUGGCGAAACAAGAACUACUAUCAGAAGGGAACAGAUAUAUUCGACAACAAAUCAACUUCCUCUACAAUCCGAAGGUGCUAACGAAUUCAAUGCACGUUUGGAAGACUUGGAAGCUUGCAGUUGUGCUGCUGGACAAAGUGAAGAAAAUAUGUUAACUGAAUAUCAACGGCGGAACUCGAUGGUUCUUCCUCAUUUGAAAUCAUCGUACGCCGUGACAAAUGGGACAAAAUUGCGUACGGUUACAGAGAAUGAAAUUAAGUUUGGCUCCAGCGGUUGUCCUCAAGGAAGAAGAGAUACCUUUUAAUUAUUUUGUAAUUUCACUCUUAUUUUAAUCUCACAAUUUGUUAACGUUUGAGUGGUUUCAAUGUUGCAAAAGUGGUUACUUAUAGAGAAGAGUUUACACAUAACCAUUUAAUGGGUCGAUAAAUUCAUUGUACGUGAUAUAUACCUUAUAUAAUAAGUAUGUGUACAAUAUGAACACAUCUGUUGGUACAUUGUCAUACUCUAAAUAUGUUGGGAAAACGUUUAAACUAAAUAUCAACUAUAAACUAUUAAAUGUAAGAUGUGUCCAUUUUUAUUUUGUUUCUUAUAUUUGCAAUUUAAGAGAACUUUCUUGAAAAUGAAUUGUUAUUAUUGAUAAUGUACAUUGGACGCCCAUAAAUAUAUUAAACAGGCAACACUUUUGUAAA